AUGGCGCUCCCUCCAGGCUACACCAUCCACCCCGGCGUGCCCGCCGUAGAGACGUAUCUGCAUCUCCGCACGUCCACCGGCCUCACGCCUCCAAGCGCCGCCCAGGCUGCUGUCUCGGUCCACGGCGCCUGGUAUGGCUGCCACAUUGUGUACGCACCAGAAAAUCAAACUUCGUCCGAGAUCGUCGCCAUGGGCCGGAUUAUCGGCGACGGGGGCUGGUACUUUGUCAUCACCGACAUGGCCGUCUCCAAGGACCAUCAGCGCAAGGGCCUCGGCGACGCAGUCUUGAAGCAUCUACUACACAAAAUCAAGUCCACUGCGCCUGUGGAAGAUGGCUUUCCGCCGUAUAUCAACCUGCUCGCAGACCCGCCGGGCAGGAAGCUGUACGAAAGGAAUGGGUUUGUGUAUACGGCGCCGCGCUCGCUGGGGAUGGUCUACAAGGGGGAUUUCUAG
This is a messenger RNA of Talaromyces rugulosus, 453 nucleotides long. RefSeq lists its product as uncharacterized. NCBI's taxonomy places the organism in Eukaryota, Fungi, Ascomycota, Eurotiomycetes, Eurotiales, Trichocomaceae. Gene Ontology annotation, molecular function: acyltransferase activity, transferring groups other than amino-acyl groups. The record is from RefSeq and is a predicted model, not a curated record. The coding region runs from base 1 to 453 and encodes 150 amino acids. The transcript has a single exon.